CGCGGCGGCGAUCGUGACGUGAGGAUGGAUGAAUCAGUCGCGUCGCGCGGCGGCGAGAUCACCAGUGACUCGGAGAACGCCGCGCGCGUUGCCACUCACGCGGGACGGUCUGCAUUGUGACUUGACUUGGAACUUGGUCACAAGUCGAGACAAAGAAAACACCUGUUUUCGAUCACGGUGAUUUCAACUGGUGUCCUCUACAAUUCGCCAACAUGAACGGAAGGAGGAAGGAAGAAAACGAUGAAAUAUUGUAUCUGGAUGAGAUUCGCGACGAGGUGUCAAGGCCGUUGACUUCCAUCGAGUCGGAAUCAGUACCUCCGUUCAUCGAUCUGCGCGCUGGUUUUGUCCCUGAAAACAACGGUGAUCUCGCGAACAAUUCGCGAAGACCAUCCUUUGUCGAGACGGAGGUCGAACAGGACGGGAAGUUGGACGGAAAACCGCAUAUGCCAAUCGGUUUUGAUAGCAGAAUCGGACCGGAAGUUCUUGCGGAACCGCAACCCAGUUGGCCCAGUGAUGUUCUUCCGUCGCCGACCGUGCAAGUCGUCACUCCGGACGUGAAUAUUUAUCAGCACAAAAAGACCCUCGCCCAGGGUAUGAUGGAUCUGGCGUUGCUGUCCGCGAACGCGAAUCAAAUGCGCUACGUUCUCCAGACGGACGGUCGGCAUCCGUACUUUUUUCCAUCGCUCACCAUGAUCGGCUUGAGUUUGUUUCUUCAGAUCGCUGUAGGCAUUGGUUUGAUAUGGAACAGCGUCUACAAUGUCAAGGAACACGAGCAGAUGUGCAAGGCCAAUAAGGCUAACAAUUGGACGGUCAUCGGCAUCUUCCUCGUCACGAUACUAAACGUCUUCAUCUCGUCGUUCGGCGUCGUUGAUCAAGGGACUGUCGUCACAACAUAGCCAUUCCCCUUUUUCCUCUUUGCUUUCACGAUACACGCUCUCUCAACGAUACGCAGUAAUCACUAUACGCAAAGUGAACGACCAGAUAAAAUAUUUCCGUUGUUUUUAACGCGAUAUCGGCAAGUUUAAUUCCUGAUUACAUACAUUCGUAACUCGAGUUUCUGUAUUGUUAGUAUUAUUAUUUCGAUGCGUAUCAACAAGUAAGUAUCAAAAAUAAUAAUAAUAAUUUAUUCGAUGUCUCGAAAAAGAUUUUAAAACUUUCAGGAUUUCUUACUAUAUUGAUUAGGUAGAGUCGCGUGAAUAUAUGUUUUUCUCAAAUAUCUCCUUAAAUAUUUAUUCAUCAUCAAAACAAGAUAUUUUAACAAGAUAUUUUCUGACGUUAAGUGGCUCCUCUGCACGUUGAAUGCCUACAUCAUUGUAAACUGCAUUCAUUCAUUCACUUAUUUAUAUAAAAUUCAUUGAACACACAAAUGAUAUAUUGUAACAUAUCAUUUCAUAAAU
This is a messenger RNA of Pogonomyrmex barbatus (red harvester ant), 1397 nucleotides long. RefSeq names its product ninjurin-A. Gene Ontology annotation, biological process: cell adhesion; tissue regeneration. Gene Ontology annotation, cellular component: membrane. The record is from RefSeq and is a predicted model, not a curated record. Lineage: Eukaryota; Metazoa; Arthropoda; Insecta; Hymenoptera; Formicidae.